This is a messenger RNA of Hemibagrus wyckioides, 4389 nucleotides long. RefSeq names its product apolipoprotein F (gene apof). Bases 275 to 1498 code for a protein of 407 amino acids. The transcript is spliced from 2 exons. The record is from RefSeq and is a predicted model, not a curated record. Gene Ontology annotation, biological process: cholesterol metabolic process. NCBI's taxonomy places the organism in Eukaryota, Metazoa, Chordata, Actinopteri, Siluriformes, Bagridae.
UAAAAGAUCUGGGUCAGAAACAGAAGAGAAAGAGAGAGAGACAAGAAAGAAAAAGGGAAAGAGAGGAUAAACAGUGUGUCUUUGGAAAACAUGGACAAGACACUCCACGUGAAUCCCUGAAUCCCACCCCCAUUCCCAACCACACACACACACACACACACACACAGAGAGAGAGAAAACCAAAUCCAGAGACACCACGAGAGAGAAAUUGCACAUACCUUUGUCGUGAGGAAAAUAAGGUAUGAGAAAACUUUAAUUCGGACUGAUUACAGCGAUGUGGGGUCACAAACUUCGCCUUCUGCUCCUGAUCCACUUCCUGCUGUCUGACUUGGCUCAUUCCCAAGCCCCGCCCCCUCCUCGCUUCAAGAACAGAAUAGGGUCUGACAUUUUCUCCAUGGUUCCUCUGUCCUCAUCUCCAAUCCCACCAGAGGAAUCGAGGUCCAUCCGAGAUGAAGAACCUCACAGUGACCUCGUCUGGCGCCUGGUUUCUGGCCUUGCGGACUCUUUACGUGGUCUUGUGCAUCUCAAUGGGAAUUUGAGCUGUGUGGAGCUGGAGGCGGGGCCUUGGAAAGAGGCAGGGUUUUCAAGUAAGCUUCUGAGCCUGGUCAUGGUGCCUGUACUGGUGUCUGCAGGAUGUGAACUGGAAGCUGAGGGACUGGUGAGGAACUUGUUCACAAUGCUGGGACAAGACGACACACAGGAGCUUUUGGAGGACAUAGUAGCUCUGAUGAGAAAGUCAUCUGUACAUAGUUUAAAAUCCGUAUCCAUUCCGUCAAAACCGAGCGGUCAGUCGGCACGUCACCUGAAAGCUAUGAUGUUUAACAUCCAACAGCUGGUGGAGGAUGUAGAAGAGGGUGAAAAUGCUCCUGGCUUAGAGAGGCGAUAUCAUGGCUGGCUGAGGAUGAAGGACACGGUGUUAUUAGGUCAGAAGGUUGAUCACGGAAAGAUGCGUCUCAAUGAAGCAAAGCGUGUUUGCCAAAAUCUGGGAUUUGUCUGUGCAGGUGUGACUCAGGAAGAUCCCUCCAGCCCUCAGUCGUACCACCUUGUCCUCAGAUCGGGAAGCUGGCUCAUGCCAUCUCCUGCUAACCAAUCGGAGAGCUGGAUUCAGAGAUGUGUGGAGUGGCCUGUACGCUGGCGCAGACAUGCCUCACUUCAGCCAGACUGCACGAAUGAUAAAGAGGAGCGUGUGUAUAAGGUGGUGGAGUGGAUCCCCGCGGUCUCCACCCUCUAUAACCUGGGUACGGCUGUUUAUUACGCCUCCAUGAGCUGCCCGGAUACAGCGAAAGAAAGAGCCCUGAUGACCGCCGUGGAUCUAGGAACCGACGCAGUCAUGGCAGCCACAGGCGGCACCGCGGGCAUUGCCGGAUACGCACUGGGGGCGGGGCUCAAAACGGGCUUAAAAGCUGGGGUUAAAUAUGUGCUGAACAAAAUGAACCAGGAGGAAGAUCUGCUCAUGAACCAGAACAGCUGGGAGGAAGAAACCUUCAGCUUCCAGUAAUAACAAAGAACGACUAGAAAAUCACGAUCAGAGGUUUUUCCACUAUACAUCAGGAACCGUUCUUUUAGCAACACAAUUUUCAGAAAGCUAUAAAAAGGGUGCCAACAUUUCUAGCUGGGUGUUUCUUUUUAUAUUUGCAUUGGGGGUGGAGCUUGCCGCAUGUUUUAUUGCAGAUUGGUCACAUAAACAUAACAUAAUGCAUAGAACGUAGAGUCACGGUUUUAAACUUCCUUAGAAAGAAAGUUCAUACAACCGAUUCUUUUAUUAAAACACUAUCAGUAUCAAAUACUUUAUAUAUUUUAAGGAGGAUCUAUCAGUUCACAUGGGAUUAGUGAUCUCUGUAUAUGUAGAUACACAGAGAUGGGUGUAUCUUCAUGACUCUCAUCACACAAACAUUUCGAGUAUUUUAACUGGAGGGGGCAUGGCCACGUUUGAGGAUUAGUAGGUCACAUGACCAUAACAUGACUAUAUCUGUGCCUGUGUUAGGAACUCCCUCUCUUCUUCUGUAUUUUACUGCAUUGUGUUUUAAACUUGGCUUCAUUUCAGUUUUAAAGUAAGAGACGAGAGAAAAUAUAAUCUAGGCUUACAAAUACUGCUCUUAUUUCUAAAAAGAAAAUUUUCCAUUUUCCCCUGAGUUUAGUCUUCGCCUGUGAGAUUUCUUUUCAAACUGUUGCUCUUGCUGCGUCACUAAUCGUGGCAUCGUAAAUCAUGAGCUCACAGAUGCGCUGAUUGAUUGACCUCUGUCGUUGUGAUUGACAAGGGGAGACCCCUCCCACACAGUCAGCAUGACCAAAUUUGGGUGUUGUCAAGAUUCAUACUCACAAUAUCACAAAGACCUCGUCAGCACUUUCCUGUUCAGACACUUUACAAAAAAACAAUGGUGUAAUUAUUUAUAAACGAACAAACAAACAAAUAAAUAAAAUUUGAACAGUACUAAAACUCCAGAGAAUUCUGCAGUAACGAUCACAUAACUCUCCUCUUCUUCCACAGAGAAAACUGCAAGUCAGUACACUGGCAUUUUUCUAAUAAACCCAUUACACAGGCUUUUCAGGUUUUACUUCAGAAGCCAUCUUUACUUUAGAGAAUUUCUUACACACAUCCUCACACGUUCAUACUCUUCAAUCUUCUUCUUCUUCUACUUCUUCUCCUUCUUUGGGCUUUUCCCUUCAGGGGUCUCCACAGUGAAUCAUCUCUCUCCUCCUAUCUCUAUCUUCUGCAUCCUCAACACUUACACCCACUAGCUUCAUAUCCUCAUUUAUUACAUCCAUAUACCUCCUCUUUGGCCUUCCUCUUUUCCUCCUGCCUGGCAGGAUGGAAAAGGCUGGUUUCUAAAACAUCACAGUAUCUAAUCUAAUGUGUGCAAAAAUGUCCGAGAUCUGACUUGAAAAUGAGAACACAGCAGUUUACCCUGAUUUUACUGACUUUAAACAAAGCUAAAUUCUUCAUAUGUUCCACUGCAGUCAUGUUUUUCUGGAUUAAAAUCUUUUUCAUCUCAUCCUCACUCUGAUCUUUAUCUGUGUUUCUCUUUAGUUCCAGCUUUGGCGCGUACUUUAUGAAAAACAUUAUAAAAAUGCCAGGAAGUAAUUAAACAAUCAGAUCUUUUGCUGUGGGGUGAAGUGGACAUGUGACUCAUCACAGGCUCCAGGUGUGUCCAGGUGUUAAAGAGAUUAAAGACAUCUGUCAGGGUUUUCAGUUGACUGAAUGAUUCAUUUACUAACAGUGCGAUGAUACGAUGAUACAAAUUAUACCUGAUGUAGAUUAUAUAGUAUAUCUAAAACUUUAUACAUCUCUUUCUGUCAGGUGUUUAUAGCGACAGAAAUAAAGAAAUUGGAAAAUUUCUUACUGAAACGUUUUAUUUUUGUUGUAAAAGUGCUUACAGAAACAAGCUUUGGCUAUGCGUGACUUUACUGUGGAGAUUAAUUUGUAUUCUUAUCUUUAUUAGAUUAGUUUCCUCUAACAGCACACACUUUAUUCCUCUUAUACCACAGCAAUUUCACUGAUCAUAUCACAAGUUUAUCAAGUCCUGUUCUAGCAGCUACACUAUUUUGCCAAAAGUAUUGGGACACCCCUCCAGAUCAUUGAGUUCAGGUGUUGUUUUUCAGGGGUUGGGUUCGGUCCCCCGGUUCCAGUGAAAGGAACUCUUAAUGUUUCAGCUUCAUACCAAGACAUUUUGGACAAUUUCAUGCUCUUUGUGGGAACAGUUUGGGGAUGACCCCUUCCUGUUCCAACAUGACUGUACACCAGUGACCAAAGCAAGGUCCAUAAAGACAUGGAUGAGUGAGUUUGGAUCAUCCCCAAAAUGUCUUGGUAUGCUGGAGGUGAUUUGGAGGGGUGUCCCAAAACUUUUGGCAAUAUCGGUCUUUCCCUCACCAACGUCUCUCUGCUCCUCGUGUAGAACUCCUCUGUCCUGAAGAUGUGGGAAAAUUUCCAGCUCUGACUGUUACACAGCACUGACACUGGAGACUCCUUCCACACAUGUGAAUGAACUGUUGCUAUAGAAAUGAUAAGGUGUAUUAAUAAAAACCUGCGCUACAGUCAGAGCUGCUGUUAGAGAGAAUAAAUCAAGACCUGAUCCACCAAUCAGAGUCCAGAACUCAAAAACCAUGUGGUAUAAAAGUGACACAUGCCAAAACAACAGGAGUAAUGAUGUAUUGUGUUUAUUUAUUUAUUUAUUUAUUUUGAAAGUUAUUUUCAAAGUGUGGUCUGAAUGAAUCGAAGUCAAAAACGAUUCUGAAUCUGAAUCAAAUCGAUCAAAUUUGAAAAAAACUAUGUAACUAUUUAAUAUUUAAAUUCAGUUGUUUUGAGUGAGUGUUUUUAUGGUUAUUCAUGGAGGCAUGUUAGUUUUGAAGAUUUUAAAGGAUUGAGAGAUUUAUAUUCCAGAUUUUUGAAGU